Porites evermanni is the source of this 12092-nucleotide messenger RNA. Lineage: Eukaryota; Metazoa; Cnidaria; Anthozoa; Scleractinia; Poritidae. The record is from the annotation of a GenBank genome assembly.
AUGUUUCGUUCAUCGCGAGUGCUUCAAAUCACAGCAUUACUUGCACUGUCGUUUGGAGCUGGGACUUUGCUUUUCCUGACGGCACGCUACUGGAAACGAAAGCGUCGCGAACCAUCAACUGGAAAUAGCUCUUCUUACAAUGAUCGUCCUUUGAGAAGAAAGAGAACCUUAACCUCAGGUAAUAAGCAGUCAGGAGUCAGGUUUGUCCUGAAGUGUGUAUACAUCAAGUAAUUUAUUAUAAUAAGUUUAUAAACAUCCUUACCAUAGCCCUAUGUUAAUCAGCUGACAAUAAGUUCACAGUGGCCUGAGUUAUUAAAUUUAUAUACAAUCUGUUUUUCGAUACUGAGCUUUUUAAACCUACAGUGUGUAAGUGGUGCAUUGAUUUUGUAGUUUGAACCAUCCUUACAUCCAUCCUUGUAAGCUGGAAAAAGUAUUAUUUUAAUAUAAACUAAGCUAAUAUUAUGCUAACAUUAUGGCCUGAUGGCUGAACUAUACAGGUACUAGUAGGCAAGAAAAUUACUCGGAAACUCGCUUUGUUUCCGCAGAGUGGCGGCAAUAUCAAAUUUAAAAAGAAUUUACGUUGAUAUGACUUUAUAUAAUUAUUAAUUUUCUUUGGUGCAAGUGGGAUUCCAAUUUUAAUACCCAAUAUAAUGCAUUUUAUUUUUAAAAUUAAGAAUUGCAAAAUAAUGUUUAAAAUCAUGAAAAACAUGUUGGUUGCUGUGGAGAUUUUUCAGCUAGUAAGAUAUGUGGUCUUUGUUUACUAGCGAACUGCUGGUGGCAUUUAGUAUAAAAACACAGUGACGACGUUUACACAUUCAAUGGAAAAAAAAUUAGAAUCAUGGAUUACAAAUAAAUCACAUUAGUAUAACUGUGUGUGAAGUUUUGAUUUUUUAAUGCAGAGAAAUUUGCAUAUACAUGUAACUUAUCUGAUAAUGAUAUACUGGUAUAAUUUACUUGAUACUGUCAUCUCAAUAUCUGCUGGUGCCCAUAACCACAAAGCUUGUCCUUGAUUUUUGUAAAAAAAAUCUCAGUGAUUUAGGAUUAGUUAAGGAUGGAUUUAAAUAAACGUUCUUUUUUCAAAAUGAAAAUAACUCAAAGAUGAGUAGGGUGGGUGCUAGAAUACAGCACCAGCUAGUAUUAUAAAAAAUAGAAAGUGUAAGAAGGUACAUGUACAUGCAUUUUGUAUAAAUUUAGUUCAGCUAUGAAAAUGGAAAGUGUUAAAACUUUUUAACCUAAGGUUGAUUCCCAGGGCUAGCAGACCAAGGAAAUCAAGAAUCAACCUGUACUGUAGGUUUAUACAUUGUAAUUCAAAAUUAACGUGUAUGAGGUCAAAUUUGACUGUUCACACAAACAAGGAUUUGCCUAAUACACAAUGGUGUAUUGUAAUACCAAUACAAAUUUUGUAAUCAGUACAUGUACAUGUAUUUUCAUGUAGUUCAGUGAAAAUUUCUUUUUUGCUGGUACUUGCAGGCACAAGGUUUUCUGCUGGUGAGUCGACACCGAGACCUCCUACCAAGAGCUUAAGCUUGGAACAAGAUGUUAUGUUCCGACACCAUGCAUCAAAUGUUAGAUCACAGAGCAGUAACAUUGAGGACAUUGCUAUAACUGUAAAUGGUAAGAAACGUAGUCUUGUGUGCACAUUUUUUAUCACUUUAAGUCCCACCCUCUUACAUUUAUUUUUGACCUUUCCCAGACACUGUCCUUGUCCUUUGCCACUAAAAUGGCAGUUACCGUACGUUGUACCUUGCCUCUUCAGCUCUGUUACCCAUAAUGCCUUCACCGCUCCACCAAGAUGCCUUAUACCUCGCACUGCUUUCUUGAACAGUGUAUCUGGUUUCAGUAAUGACACUUAUUUGCAAAGAUGGACCAUUAACCUAACACCCAACUACGUAUACAGCACCAAUUCAUUGUAUGUCAUAGUUCAAUUUUAUCCUUGGUUUAGAUUUUAUUUUCCUUUGUUUCUGGUUAGGGUAAUUUAUGGCAAUGAGUUUGAAACAAAGGAAAAUAAAAUUUAAACAAAGGAUAAGAUUUAACCAAAACAUAUACAUGUAGUUUGCGGGAUCACCAAGGCAUGCAAAACUCCACGCUANGCACUGCUUUCUUGAACAGUGUAUCUGGUUUCAGUAAUGACACUUAUUUGCAAAGAUGGACCAUUAACCUAACACCCAACUACGUAUACAGCACCAAUUCAUUGUAUGUCAUAGUUCAAUUUUAUCCUUGGUUUAGAUUUUAUUUUCCUUUGUUUCUGGUUAGGGUAAUUUAUGGCAAUGAGUUUGAAACAAAGGAAAAUAAAAUUUAAACAAAGGAUAAGAUUUAACCAAAACAUAUACAUGUAGUUUGCGGGAUCACCAAGGCAUGCAAACCUCCACGCUACAUGAGGGUACAAUGCUUAGGGAGGCCAAAUGACAGUUACUGGUACAUAUCAAAUAAUAUUAUAACAUAGCUAGAAUAUUUGCAUAAUCGAAUUCAAUAGCACGAGCGUGCUACAUAUUCCCAUUAAGCACACUGAUGAUGUCAAUAAACUAUACCUCGAGUUCUUGUGUGGUCUUGUGAGCUUAGCAGUCCUCCAAAGACAUCUCCCAAGGGCAUCCAUAACUCAACAGUACAUGAUGAAGCAUUAACCAUGUGUUUUCUAACGUAAAUUUAAGAGAAAACUUUUCAAUUUGUUAAACAAUAGUAGGGAAAAGAGGUGAGUGUUGUUGUUGUUGUCAUCUGCAUGAGCUGUACAGGCUAUGGCAUGUGCAAAUUACUCUUUGCAAAGUUAUUUCUUACAAAAAGAAUUUUUCAGUGAAUUAAUAGUUUUCAAGCACAUCAAUAUGGAUUUUACAAUCUUUUUUAAUGUUAUCUUAAGCAACUUGAGUAAACUUUAUGUAGUCGUAAAUAUAGUCACGCAGACAUAGAUGUGUACUGCUUUGAGCGCGGGCUACAAUGAUAAAAAUUUAAGUUACUGCUGCAUUAAUCGCUUUGAUAAUGUUAUAAAACAAUUAGGUCAUGCUUCAGCUGUCUGUAUGUCGAGAUAUUGAACACUUAGAACUAAUUGUUAUUAUAACUUGUAUUAUGAGGUAAUCUUUACCUAGCUCUUAAUAAUGAACAAAGACAUCCAUUACCUUUUGUAAAUCAGUCAACAAAGAUGAGCACAUUGUAAGGAAAGGUGCCUGUGUGGCUGGUACAGUGAGGAGGCAAGAAGUUUUGCAAAAGAGUUGAGAAAUUUUUCAACCCUUAUUUCAGACUUCUACUUUUCGUAGAAUAGUUAAAUCAUACAUUGUUCACCUGCACUGUAUUGUAACAAUAAUUAUUUUAACAUUAGAUGGGAGGAUUUCUGAGGACAGUGCUGUUGAAUUAGGGGACAUAAUAACAGAUGAAGAAGAGAUCAUUGAGGAACUUAUAAAGAGAGGUACAGUAAGUUCUCUGUUUUAGAAUUUUAUGCCCAUGUACAUGAUGUUAUGUACAACCUUCAAAAAACUGAAUCUCUUGACCUGGAUUACACUAUUAGGAGUUGAAAACUUUGAAAUGGCUCUGGAACAUUGGUAUGAAGCAGCAGAGUAUGUCAUGACUCAGCAAGGACAAAGUCAUCCACAGCAGGGAGACUCAUUUUUCUUUUUUGAGGCUGAUGCCAAACUCAAUGCCCUAAUAAGCAGCUCAAGAAAACUGCGGAAAGUCAUUGAACAGUAUGAUCUAGCAGAGACAUCUCUGCCACACACACCAAGUAACAUGUUGACAUGGAUUGAUGAUGAAAGUUUACAGGAGCAGUUACAGAUGGGGAUGGUCAGGGAUCUAGAUCUUGAUGAUUCAUCUGAUGCAGAUUCAUUUGUAUCAGCAGCUGACAAUGCACAGUUAGAGGUACAGCUGUACACAUAACUUUACAUGUUACAACAUGCAGCUGUUUGUUAAAUGUUCAAAUGCGCAACACAUGUUAGCUGGAAGUGGACUUUUUGCACUCUUGGGCUGUGAUUUUGAACAAAUUUUUGGACAAAUUGUCUCUGUAAGAGUAAAGACAUGUAGCAGUACAUUUGGUAGCGUCAAGGCAUAGUAAAAGAGAAAAAGGCUUACUUCUGGUUGAGGUGCGUCUCUCUAAAGUGCAUCUGCUUAAACUCCCUGUUGUCAUUGCUGGACCAUUCAGAAAAGUAAUUUGAUUUAGUGAUUAUUAUGAUUGAUUAACACAAAUUUCCUGAUACUCUACUCUCCCAUAACGAACGUGUACUUGUUACAAAAAAUGGGAGGAAAUGAAAUGAUUUGCUUUUGUUUCCUUCCUCAGUGAGAGCAACAAUACCACCACCUCUGACUUGUCACAAGCUUAAGUAUCCAUGAUUCUAUUUUGUAGUUUGAUGAUAGCACUGAGGAGAGACUUGUGAGUGAGUCUUGUAAACUCAAGCUGUUCAGACAAGCUGUUCUAAGAUCUGCUGGUUGUCACAGGUCUGUAGAAAAAAAAAUGAUAAUAAUAAUAACAAUUAUUGUAAUAAUACAUGUAAUACAUAUGUAAAAAGUAGCAGCAGUGAGAAAAUAUUGAUCUUUUUUCUAAGUACAGUACAUAUAACAAGUGGAUAAUAGCUAUGUUUUACUGAUUAAGGUGAUUCCCUAGUUUUGCACUGCGCAUCUCUUACUGCGCAUAACAAGAUGGCCGCCGUAAAAAAGAGCAUGUGAAGUAAUAUUAUUAAAAUGAAGUUGACUGAAGAGAAACGCUAUUGGAAUUUUUUCUUGCUGUUGUUUCUUGCCGAGGUGGGACUCAAUGUGUUGGGAAUUUGCAUAACGUAAGCAGUACGCUUGUUGCUGAGUUCGACCUCCUCUCGGAGAACCUCGAUAGUGGAUGUUUAACUUGUGCUUACUCACUUUGAUUUUCAUUUAAACACUUUCUUUAUCACAUUGUGUCCUAAAUGUGAUAUCUCAAUGUAAAUUCUGUAAAAACGGAUUUUUUAAUACUUUCUUCCCCCUUUCACAUACAUUCUAUUUUGAAACUCGCCCCAGUCCUCAAAAAUCGGAGAAAAUGCGUUUGGUGCACACUUUCUGCAGCUCUACCGCAAAAACGAGUACGGUGACCCCCAUUUUUUAUUUCAUGAUUUUAAUAAGGACAGUGCUUCCUUUCGAUGAGAAAAAAAUUGGCACAAAUCUAUGUUCAGUUUUUUGGCAGUUUUACUAAAUUGUACGGAUUGAGCCAUCACGGGUCGAAAAGUGCGCGUCUAAUUUAAUUCUACUUUGGAGCGUAAAGUAAAAACAAGGGCAUUAAAAGGCAUUUUUCUGGUACGUAAGUGGAUAAACAAUACAUUAAAGUCAAAUUCUGUGUGAUGAGAUUUUUUCGAUGAUGCAUGUCAUGCAUCAUCGAAAAAAUCUCUCCUUUUUGUCUAGUUUUUCGCUGCCCGCGGUUUUUGUAAAAGGGUUCUAAAUAGCCGUAUUUGUCAGCAUUGUGACGUCAAAACGAGCACGGUGACCCCCACUUUUUAUCAUUUUUUAUCAUCUUCUUGACUUGUUACAUCAGUGUACCAAGUUUUAGCUAAAAUCUAUGUUAGGUUCUUUUACUAUGGAAUCACCUUAAACCGUGCCUCUUUUUUCUUGUGUAGCCACCUGGAGUUUUAUGUGUCAGGCUUGCAGCAUUACAUUAGACAUGGAAUUACCUGCAGAAAGAUAAGGUGAAAACUUUGCUACAAUUUACAUACGUAUUGUAAGUUUAAAAGUACACACAUACAUAUGCUGUUUACAGGUGGCCAUUAUUACUGACCUGAAGGAGGAUUAUGAGGUUAUCCCUGUAUUAAGAUCUCUCCUUACUGCAGAUAACUCAACCCAGCCCAGGAAAGGUUUGCCACAACACUGGUUUGCCCUACUCUUUUUGAACAGUGGUGUGGGUUCUUUUAUGUCCCCCAAGAAACAGAUAAGUGAAAGUGCUGUGAGAAGGGACCUACGUUUUUCUGUCCUUGUUGGAGAAGACUAGAAAGUCUAACCAUUUGCAGAUGCCAUUACAAAGGUAGCACUUUCUUCUCAGUUAUUUAAAGACCCUGAGUGGUGGUCUGGCUGGGGUUUGAACCUGCAACCUUCCCCUCAGCAGACUGCUGCUCUCCCAAUUGAGCCAACCAGGCAGCCACUUGAUUGUUCAUGACUAUCAUCAUUAUAGAAGCUCGUGUAGUUGCUGCUUGUAGUUAUGUUGACACUGUUUCCUAGCAGUUACAAUGAACAUAGCUGAAGAGGUUUGAAACAAGGGAAGUGCAGUGUACUUUCAAAUCCAAUUUUUUUUUGCUCCAAAUUAUCUUCUUGCUCUUCUUCUUCUUGUUUUCUUGGGAUAUAGAAUGCUUAUCAUACUACUAAGUAAACUUGUAUUUGUUUUUAUGUUGGAGUAAAAAAAUCCUAAAUGUUCAGAAUAACCAUAAUUCCAAAUACUUUUUGUUAAAUGCCCACACUGAGGCAAAUUGAGUAAAGCAGGAUUUUUUUCUCAUAAAUGACAAAACAAAUAAUUAAUUUGUGCUUUACUUGCUUCAGGUUAAUCUGUAAAGCAGAUUAUUAUUCUGCUGAUUCUUGGAAUUAAGGCUUUUCUAUGCAAAUAAUUAUUAUGUUAACUAAGUUCCUACAAGAUAGCCAGAACGGUGUAUGUACCAAAGUUGAGAUGAUUCUUUUAGUCUUAGUAUGUACAUGUAUAUCUAAAAGGCAACAGACAAAAAAUGUUAAUUACCAGUUUUAACCACAUUUUGUUAACACUACAAAAUACUAACUUCAUGCUCAUUUAAUUCUUCAAAGGACAAAUGUUGUUGGCUGUGAAACUGACAUGGAGUUCCUUGCAAAAGUACAUUGCAUACGACAGGCAUCCGAGGUUUGUUGUUAACAAGUGUUACAUAAAUGAGAGGCCGUUGUUUCCAAACAUUACCCAGGAAAAAAAAAACUUACAUGUUCUCUGUUUGGUUUGGCUUGUUAAAAAAACCUCUUUUGAUAAAGCAAAAUUUCCUGAAGAACUGACCUAAAUGAUUCUUAACAGGUUUUUGUCUUGAGUAAUGUCUCACUGGGAUGUACACAAAACACUAUAGACUUGUAUUAUUUAGUAAACAAAAAAUUAAAUUAAUUUACAAGACUAAACUUUAGUCCUGAUCCUUCGUUUAAUUCUCUUUUUAUUGGUAUGACUGUGUGUUUCAUUGUUUUCCCUCUAUGUUUGUUUUUUCAAGAUGGUAUUUUCAUCUUCUGAAAUCCGUCAGUGGUUUAUUGAAAGUGGUCGGCAAGCUGUUUCUACAGUUAUUGAACAGGCAGGCAAGGUGCGGUAUUGCUAUUUUUGUUUUAUUGUUCUAUAAAUAAUGGACUAACAUGACCUUAACCUUCCCAAACCAGAACAGCCUUUGUUUAAGUUGGAGUAAUAACUCUCUACUGUUGAUACUUGAUUGCCACAAGAAUCUACAACCUUUGCUCCAGUUUUCAGUAAUCUUUUUACUUCUUUCACAUGUGUCAGAAAAAAGUUUUCUCUCUUUAGUAGUAGCCAACUCUACUCAAUGUUUAAUGCCUGCGAGAAACGCUUGAACAGAUCAUGGAAAUUCAAGAAACAGUAGAAGUUAACAACUCUUCAGGAAAAUUUACAUUCGUUCUAACUGCUCAGGUGGUACAUUGCAUUGAAACCUUAAAAAUAAUCCAACAGCAUUUUGCAUCAUGUAAAUAGAAGGAGUUGUCAGUUCAGUAGUUGAACUUUAACAGCCAUCCAUGACAGUUUAUCUUAUGUAAAAUCCAUGCCUGUAAACAGCCAUUUCAAACUCUUUAGUGAUUCAUAAAGAAAAUACAAAGGAAAUUAAUGUUUAAUGAGUGUUUGGAAAUCAGAUGAAAAACUGCUCAUUUUUGCCUCCUUAAUUUCUCUUUCUAAAAUCAUUUUGUUUGAGAAGUAAUAUCAAGCAUUUCAUCACUACAUGAAACACCUCGAUGUUUGUCAAAAAUACUCCUCAGCGUGUUGUAUUUUCACAGAUGAAACACUGUGUUUCAUGCUUGAUAUGCAACUCUCUUCUCACAGAUGAAACGCUGCAUCUCAUGCUUGAUGUAUUAGGGUUUCAAUAUGAACUGAAUGCAGCAUGAUACUCUUCACAGGAUCCCUCGGACUUCCAAGCUGCAUUUGAUGAAUUAGUAGAGUAUACAUCCUCUGCAGACAACUGGAGACAAAUUAAGGAUGAGCUUUCAGGCCGAGGGGUAUGAUUUAUUGUUCUAUUUUUUAUUUUUACCUCUUCUAACAUUCAGGGACAGUUAUACAGGUUACAAGUUGUGUGUGGAAGCCUAUCUAACCACGAGAAAACCUUGGAACAAAUAACAGAAACAACUCUUUUGGUCCUAGAAACAACAGCAGCUCCCAUACCAAUAGAAUCAAUACGCACACAUGAGAGAGCUACAUUACCUCAAGAAACACUGCUUAUUGUCCCCGGAAAUGAACAGUUUCUGUUGAAUUGUGUCAACUAGUACAGCUUAGUCAUGUGUGACACAACUUACAAUACCCGUUUGCCCAAUAGCCCACUUUAAAGUUACUGGUGGAAACGUGGCUGAAGUUGAUCUUGUUUUGAUACAACCUUCCCUGCUUUGUUAUGUAAAUCAUGUUUUUCUUUUGCUAACUAGUAUUUUUAAAGCAUAAUUUCCAUAAGAAAAGCAAAGGAGGUUUGUAUCAAAACAAGGUCAACCUCAGCCUCGUAUUCACUCAAAGGCUAGGAUACUAAGCCAGCUGCAACUGUAAAAUGGCCUAUUACAACUGUGAGCUAAGGAAUUUCCAGAGCACACUCUCAACAGGGCAUAAUAGUAAAAAUAAUAAUAAUAAUAAUAAUAAUAAUAACAUUUACUUUUAUAGUGCCAUUUCUAUUUCUGUCCAAUGAUGCUUUACAACGACAAUUAUUUUUUUGAAAAAAAAAAAGUUAUCAAUAUAAUGCACUGUUAAAAAAUUUUAAAAUUAAGCUAGUGUUAAAAUUUACAAUAGUGUUAAAAUUAGUAAAAACGUGAAUAAAAUGAAAUAAAAAUAUGUGUGUAUUACACAUUAAAGAUAGCGACCACAAAUCUGGUUGGCAGUUGCAUAAAUGAAUGCUUCAAGGACCAGCAGAGUUUUCUCUCCUUCCUCUUAUUUCUCUCUCCUGUGAGAGACCUCUGCAAUCAGGGAAAUAUGCCAAUGGAUAGUAAUUAAUUUCUUUUUCUCCUUAGGUGAGCCACCUCUCAUUCUAUGAUGUGCUUCUGGAUUUUGUGCUCUUGGAUGCUUUUGAUGACCUAGAGACCCCACCCUACACAGUAGCAACUGCUGUCCAAAACAGAUGGUUAUCAGCACGCAUUAAAGAAACUGUAAGUACCCUGGGGCCUGUUCCUUGAAAGUCCACUUAUUUUUCAUGCCUGAAGCCAAAUUAUUUGAAAAUCAAAAUCUUUAGAAUAAAAAUUGUUGGACCCAGCUAUCAAACCAGUCCAUUUUUAAUGUUAACUGAUACCUGUAUAAUAUUAUCUGCAAAACUAUUGAAAUUCUGAUCUUCUUUUCUCUAUUACACAAUAACAUUCUGCGUGGGAUAAGAGCACUAUCUGAUAGCACUAGUGCAGCCCAUCAGUCUACUUGUAUUUACUGUAUUUGAAUUUCUCAAAAAACUUCACUUGCCCUUGGUAAGCUGCUUGGUGGACCGACACCUGAGCAGGGGCUAUGUUACCUUCAAGGAGAAAAAAAAUGUUUGAGGGCCUUUAAACUGCUUUGCUCAUCAAACAUUGUAUUUGAAGUGCUGGGUCCAGUUCUCCAAAAGAUGGCUAAGUUUAACCCACGAUUAAGGUGGCUGAACACAGUUUUGUGGGCGGUCAGCAGUAACUCGAGUGAAGGCGAGUGUUUUAAAUCAGAAAAACAAACAUGGCGGCCCACAGAGAAGACGAUACUUCUGGUACACAGAAGACGAUUUCUCAAAAUCUAGUCAUUAAAAUUUUGUGAUAUUUGGCAGAAUUUUUACUUAUAUCGUAUUUUAAAUAAUGAGAACUUUAAAAUGGAAGUUGAACAGACACAUUUUGUGAGACAUUUAAUAAUUACGGUACAAUUAUAUUAUUGAUUAACUAAAAACCCGUCUGUUAAAACUUGGUCAUAUAAGUUUCAAAUGGUAAUGAUUAAUUAUAGUAAGCUGUGUGCAAGCUUAUAGGAAGAUCUAAAGAGCGAAUUUUAUGUAAACUGAGCCAAAGUGAAAUUUUAAGGUUGUAUUCAAUCGUUUAUGUUGCCAUGGAAACUACGAAAACGUCAAAUUUUACCUGUCAAUCAAAAUCUUUCAUCAGUGUAUUUUUCACUUGCCAAGUUUCAGCUUGUGAGCUGCAAUUUUUCUCUUGCCAUAAUUUGGCUAAUGACAUAUACUCAGAAACUGCCAAAACUGUGUUCAGCCACCUUAAGCCAAAUUUUUAGCAACAUACUGUUGAGCCUUUACAACAAGAUACAGCUGUAAUGAUGACAUAAAAUGUUACUAAAAGCAAUACAUACGAAGGAAGAAUACAACAGUGGAAAAAAUUAUAAUCCUGGAUCAGCACUAAUCAGCCUUUCAGAAACUGGGCCCUGCCGGAUAGCAUCAAAAUGAUGGUGGCAAUCUAGCCUUAUGUCUCAUAUGGUUAUCCAUAAAAUCAAGGCUGUGCUCUAAGAAAAAUUGAUAAUUGAAAAAUACAUAAAUAUCGUUCAAAUACAAUAGCAAUAUUUUAGGCUAGCUUAUGAUAGAGCUUAAACUUUUAUAGUUAGCUGAAGCAACAUCUUGCCUUCCUGUCUCUUUGAGGUCUAAGUGGUGGUUUGUAGUUAUAAACUGAGUUCUCCUUGGCAUUAUUUCUCUUCAUGUCUUUGUUUUGUAUUGUUAUUGCCAGGCACUAACCACAGCAAUCUGGGGUGUUUUGAAAGCCAAGUCCUCUUACCUCCAGGUUAGAUACUGAUUUCAGCAGUUUUUUCUUAUUUAUUCAUUUGAUUAUUAAUAUUUAUUUAUCGGUACAAGCUUUGCCAACAGGCAACACUUCAACUGUGAGGUCCAAAUUUGCAUACGCACUGUCUUAAUUGAGGCAUUGUGUUAUGUUGCCAUAAUUAUCCCAGACAUAUGAAUAUCGCUUCAACACAGCUUUUUUAAACAAGGCUGUGUAGAGCUGUGCCAAAGAAUUCUAGGGAACGUAAAGGAAGGCGUCCAGCGUAUUAAUAAAAAUUAUCUACAAAAACAAUAAUUUCCUUAUUUUGUUUGACUUAAAAGAUAAUUAAUGGCAGGACAUACUAUCACUAGCAUCACCGUUGUCCUGUUCAUCAUCAUCAUCAUCAUCAUCAUCAUCAUCAUCAUCUCAUCGUCAUCGUCAUCGUCAUCGUCAUCGUCAUCAUCGUUAUCAUCAUCAUCAUCACUCUCAUCGUCAUCGUCAUCGUCGUCAUCGUUAUCAUCAUCAUCAUCACUCUCAUCAAUCUAGUCAUCACCACCGUCAUCAUCAUCAUCAUCAACAUCAUCAUCAUCAUCAUCAUCAUCAUCAUCAUCAUAACAUGAAUUGUGUUAUCUUUUACAGGAUCCCUAUGGCUUUAUGGCGCAUUUCUAUGUUGUGGCUCAGUACGUGUCUCCAGUUCUUGCUUGGGGAUUUUUAGGAACAGAUGAAGAAUUAAAACAAGUGUGCGAGUAUUUUAAGGUUGAUAUCCAUUCCUUUUCUUUUUUCUCUUUAAUACUUUGUUUUUAACUUGAACUAUUCACAUAUGUGAGUUAACAGACCAACUUGCUCCUUCAUCAGCCAAGAAAUGGGUAGGAAAACCGGCUUCAUUUCUAUUUUGUUCUAUCCAAGAUUGCAAUCGCGGACAAAAGAGAUGGAAAAUGUAGAUCCCUCCGCCUCCCAAAUCAAGGAUGGGAAAAUAGUUCGCUUUGGCUUUCGCCCUGCUUCAUCCUUGAUUUCGGAGGGAAGCGCUUGCUGUUCUAUGUUAUUUUGUCCAAGAUUGUAGAUAAUUUGUGACUCAAAAAACUGGAAGUUAACAAUUAUUAGUCGACAACACCAAAUUGUCGCUUUGACUUUAUCUUUAUUUUUUUUAGAGUAACAUCCUGGGCUUUAUCAAAGACAUCUUUGACUUCGACAGCUCUGAUUAUUCAACAACUGAAAGCUUGCGUGACUCCAUCGUCAGAUUGGCUAAGGAAAGAGGGGAACAGUUGUUAAGAGGACAAGUCGAAGACACU